GAAAUUGCGACCUCCCGAGCUAGAUACCUCCAGCCUUGUUGUAAAGGACACUCUAACAUCUAUGCACAAAUAGCCCCGCGAAAAUCGCGACAUUCUCAACCGUGUUCGACUGUGGGAGCCGCAGUCAGCCUCGGAGGCAAAUCCUACGGCCUAGACCACACAAAUGCCUUCGCAGGAAGCAAAGGAUCGUCGGCAAGUAAUGAUUUACGAGGUUUGAUACAAGACUGCUUAUCGAUUGAGCGGCUCGACAAUCACUAUGAACACUGUGACUUCGUAUACUGAAUUAUCCGGAGGCGAGGCGCGCGAGGAGCCGAGGUUUGAGGCAAAUCCGAGCAAUAGCGGAUCGAUUAAUGUACGUUCAUAUGGGAUGAAAUUGGACAAGAAACGCGCGGUGAGGUUGCAUUUCCAGAUCGCAUAUUACCCAAUUAAGCGACCCGUUUGCCGAGCGCCCAUAUUGACGAAUAGAUUACAGCAAACUGGGUCGAGACCUUGUUCUGUAAGCAGAAUUUCCCCGGCUAUCGGAACGGUACAUCACUUUCUUACAGGAAGCCCUGGUUACAGUAUCCCUUUCGGUCGAUUUGAAUACCAGGAUGGCCUCACUUGCCUGCAUAUGACAACGCCCAUGUCGAACCUAUUUUUGGCACUUCCAGACGGCGGCGGAGCACCACCAUGCAGGUCCCGAGUCUCUUUGCGGGGAACGCUUAAUCAAACUUCGAUCGAAGCUUUUCGUAUACGCACUAUAAGGCUUUGCUCCGCAAUUCUCGGCCUUUGGGUGCGCCAUCACCGAAGAUUAGACGCUGCCGCGGAGCUCGUAAUGAAACGAUGGGCACUGACCACGUACCAUGCUAGAUUCUCAGAUCUUAAUUUCCUCUUGGUCACGAUCUCGUAUUUUGCAUUCAUCAGAGCUCCUGUUCCUAGUGAAAUCAGGUGACUCGAUAUGAACUGACUCGGCCUUAUGCAAUGAGCCCGCAAAGAACCUGGUCGAGUUCUAAGAGAUCGUGGUCUUAAUACCGGAGAGCGUGAAAGUGAGCUAAUAAUAACAGCGUUCUAGCUAUAUCGAUGUCACGAUGCUUCGUAUCGUUAUACUGUCAGAGGAAGAAUGAGAGAUGAAGUGGCCAGA
Cucurbitaria berberidis CBS 394.84 is the source of this 1120-nucleotide messenger RNA. RefSeq lists its product as uncharacterized. The record is from RefSeq and is a predicted model, not a curated record. The transcript is spliced from 2 exons. Lineage: Eukaryota; Fungi; Ascomycota; Dothideomycetes; Pleosporales; Cucurbitariaceae. Bases 257 to 931 code for a protein of 224 amino acids.